UAGAGUAAAUGCUAGGUCUGUACUAGGACCUUUUUGUAAAUUGUUUUCUUGAAAGAGAUUAAGAAAACUUAGCUGUUUCUAAUGACGAGCUAUGUAAACAUGAACUGACAUUAAAAUUGACAGAAGUUGCAUAAAUUUGUAAACUGUAAAAAAUAUUUUUGUAUUCUCAAUUGGAGGCUGUGUAAAAUUGUCUAAGGAGCCAAGAUUGACUCAUUUUAAGGUUUGCUUUAUCUAAAGCAGUCAUGAAUAACAUAAACGCGGAGGAAACGAGAAGCAGCUGCCAGACUUUCGGGAUCCUCUUCGGCUUCGGUUGUGCCAAAGAUGGCUACAACAUCCACUGCACCAGACGACGAUGGCUCUUCGUCCUAUCACUGUUGUUCUUGCUCCAAUGUUACUUCAAUGUGUCCGUCUAUCUGAACUUGCUACAAAGUGCUGGGAUCGACAGACUGUACUAUUUCAACGCCUGGCCAAACGCCUCUGAAGAAAUUGAGAAUAAAAGUGUUGAAUAUUAUAAAUAUCCUAUCAUAAUCAACUCAUCUGGUAUAUCUAUGUCGUUUGAAGAAUCGUUUAACUCCUCAUAUUACUGGUUCGUAGCAAUGAAGCCAUGGUUUAAAUAUAUGGGUGAUGACGACUCUCCGAAAUACUUUUUAUCUGACACCCCCACCUGUCAAACGAAUAAUACUUAUUUUGGACGAAUAAUAGUCAACAAGCAGGAACCGACUCUAGACUUGGUCGCUCGAGAGAACCCUCACGUGAAGACAGGAGGGUACUACAACCCUGCCCACUGCCGCGCCAGAUAUCGCGUCGCCGUUGUAGUUCCAUACCGUGAUCGGAAGGAACACCUGGCUGUACUCCUGCGCUACAUUCAUCCGCUGUUACAGAAACAACUGCUGGAAUACAGAAUAUUUGUCGUCGAACAAUACGGUAACGAAAAGUUCAACAAAGGCACAUUAUACAACAUCGCUUUCCUGGAGAGCCAGCGGUUCGGCAGCUGGGACUGCCUGAUCUUUCACGACGUGGACCUCAUCCCCGAGGACGAGAGGAUCUCGUACUCCUGCCAGGAGAACCCCACGCACAUGUCACCAGCUGUAGAAUCCUUUGGUUAUAAACUCCCCUACAGACUUAUCUUCGGGGGCGUGACGUCAUUAACUCCGGAACAAUAUAGGGCCGUCAAUGGAUAUUCCAACUUCUAUUGGAACUGGGGCGCAGAGGAUGAUGACUUUUAUUACAGACUACAAUUAAAGAACUACACAGUGGCUCGUUAUGAUAGUUCCAUUGCCAGAUACGCUAGCCUUCCACACAAGCAUAGCACCAUCGGAAAUGAAAGGUAUUUGACAAGGACUCUACUCCUAAUGCUAUCAAAAUUGCGCGCUCGGAAAGAAGGUCUGAUCUCCACAAAGUACAACCUGGUCCAAGUCACGAAAGAAAAGCUGUUCACCCACAUACUAGCGGACGUGAACCCGAUGAAAAUCGACCUGGACACCAAGACGCUUGUGCAAGAAGUCAUCAACUUGCAGGGGAAUACCAUUGAGUAUGGACGACAAGAGAGGGAACUCAGUAAUCCUACUGUUAUGUAACUUAUGCAUUAAAUAUUAGGUCAAGUUAA
Trichoplusia ni (cabbage looper) is the source of this 1606-nucleotide messenger RNA. Its product is annotated as beta-1,4-galactosyltransferase 4-like. Gene Ontology annotation, biological process: glycosphingolipid biosynthetic process; carbohydrate metabolic process. NCBI's taxonomy places the organism in Eukaryota, Metazoa, Arthropoda, Insecta, Lepidoptera, Noctuidae. Bases 243 to 1577 code for a protein of 444 amino acids. The transcript has 10 exons. Gene Ontology annotation, molecular function: N-acetyl-beta-glucosaminyl-derivative 4-beta-N-acetylgalactosaminyltransferase activity. The record is from RefSeq and is a predicted model, not a curated record.